AUGCGAUGAGUUUCAGGACAAUAGCAACGGAUUAAUGAUGUGAAUUAAAAAAUCAUGAAAUACAUAGUUUUGCUUUUGUCGUGCGUUUACUUCACAUACAGUGUUGUGUUACCAAGUAUCCCGGAACACUUGGUGGCAUGCUACAGGGCGGGCGGGCCGCCCCUGCGGGCUCCCCGGAGGCUGGACGUAUUCCUGUCUCUUUUAAAGAAAGUGGAACUUGAUUCGAAAUUAGACACCAGAUUAUUGGCCACGUCCCUACUUAGGAGUCUACGUCUUGAUGGCAUAGAAGAAUCAAGUGAAGCCAUAGAAACAGAGUUCGUGCUACCGUUCAGAGCAUCGUCCUUCCAGUUCCACAAGUACAAGAUCCUUAUGGAUCUAUUCCUACCGAGUCAAGACCUUCUUACCAUUGACGAGAUUCUGGCGCUGGAUGAGAAAUGUAUGAUACAUAAGAUGCUGAGUUCCACAGUACGACGAUGGGAGAGGGGGGAUGAGAAUGUGGUGUGCCCAAUUUCAGUUCAGACCACUGACACAAUGGCUACUCAGAAUUCUCGUAGGAUUCACAGCCGCUGUCCAAUCGAAGAUGGCGUGAUUCAGACGAGAUGGGGUCCCGUGGCAGUGGGGACGGUGGUGGCUGCCGUGGCGGCCUCGCUGGAGCCGCAGAGCGUGAGCGUCACCGAGAUUCUGAACCAGGAUGUCUUCAGCGCCGGCAUUGCUGAGCCUUUGAUGACCUCCGCCAAGCAAGAGUGGCUUGAGGACAUAGAGACACUCCCUGGCAAUGAACGCACUGUAAUACCUGAAGCUGAAAUUAAUAAUAUUUGGGCGGCGACUCUAGCAGGAGACUUAGCCGAAGUAGUGAUCAACCAGGGCCCUCGGUUCGGGGCGUCGUCGCUACUGGUGAUCGGCUCCAACAACCGAUGGAACGACACACUGUUGCCUAGAGACCAUUACAUCUUGCCACAAAACGCCACUUUUGUAGACUGGCAGUUCACUGACGCGGAAAUCUUAGCCGGGAUCGAUGGUUUAAUCCUAUCGAAUUACGUGCCGGAAUGGCUAGAGGAGAGGCGUACAUUAAGGUUGUCUCAGAUAAUGGAGAUGUACUACUCAAAUGAAGGGGUUUCUUUUGAUUCAAACGUAAAGGCGUGCGAGCGACGGAAACUAUUCAGAAAUGUAUUUAAUGCCACUCAUCUCGCUUCCCAGACUUCCAGGUUAGCCCACGUAUUAUCUUUGUGGCAGAUCACAGUUUACAUCCCCUUUGAAGAAAUUGACAGGAUUAGCGCAGCGGCGGCAACCGUGUUUGAGAACUACCUCAAUAGCAUCCUGAAUAAGUACCAUAAAGCAUGUGAGCCCAGCCACAGCAUCCCGGUGAUGGACCUGGUGGUGGUUACCGACAGCUCCUGGAAGGGAUAUGAUGUGGAGCAGUUUAUGUCAUGGAUGGGAGACGCUCUCGAGAUCAACAUGCAAAGGAGUACUCUAGCCCUGAUGCACGGAAACACGGCGCAGUGGAUUGUCCCGCCUGCGGAUAAUCUCACUACUGUCUUUUCUCAUAUACACAACUUUACUGAUGAGUGGCCCAACCGUCUAAACCUGCCGAACAUAAUCUCAGCAGUGAUGCAGCUGGAGCGCAACAAGUCGCUGCGCGCGGCCGCCGCAUGCGCCGCGUCCGCCGCCGCCGUGCUCGUGCUCAGCCCCGCCGACCGGCCCUCCGCCGCAGAGCUGGAGAGAUCACAAACUCUCAUGAAGUCCCUCCGAGCCUCCUUCUUCGACGUCUACUUCAUCUAUGCCUCUACAGACUUGACAGUUUUUCAGAAUAUAAACGACGUGUAUUUGGACUAUUCAGAGCUAUUUUUGCAGUUAGCUUCUGCGAGUGUCCACAAUGUAAUAGAAGCGGUCGAUAUGAAUAUAGUUCAGAAUGAAAUUCCGACCGUUUUGAUGGGAAUGCAUUGUCCAUUCAACGGGACCACGUUUGAACAAACUGAAUACGAGGACUUCGUGUUGCCAAGUCGCACUAAAGGCUACCGUAUACAUCCUUACUAUUUGAGACUGCAGCCACUCAUUUCUGUACAGUUUCGCAACAACGGUCAAGGAGAACUGUUGAUAUGCACAUACCGUGGUGUUGAAACAUCUCAUACCUGCCAGACUUUAGCUGAACGAGAAACAUUUAUAUACAAUUUAACUAUUCCGUGUCAGUCGCCAGAAUUUUGUUUGCCAUCUCAUUAUACAGUGAGCGUUCGUUCAACGUCAAAUACCUGUGCAAAUACAGACUGCCGCCUUCCAAACCAAGUGGGGUACUACAUCCGACAUUCUGGCCUAAAUUGCCUGGCAAUACGAGGAGCUGCUCCCAAGACUUCGUACUGGAAGCUUCACAUCGUAUUGACAUUAAUAAUCUCAUUAUUCCUAAUUAGAUAAUUAAUAAACAGUUAUUAUAUGUAA
This is a messenger RNA of Plodia interpunctella (Indianmeal moth), 2430 nucleotides long. RefSeq lists its product as uncharacterized. Bases 55 to 2406 code for a protein of 783 amino acids. The transcript is spliced from 14 exons. The record is from RefSeq and is a predicted model, not a curated record. NCBI's taxonomy places the organism in Eukaryota, Metazoa, Arthropoda, Insecta, Lepidoptera, Pyralidae.